Aspergillus eucalypticola CBS 122712 is the source of this 1170-nucleotide messenger RNA. RefSeq lists its product as uncharacterized. NCBI's taxonomy places the organism in Eukaryota, Fungi, Ascomycota, Eurotiomycetes, Eurotiales, Aspergillaceae. Bases 344 to 997 code for a protein of 217 amino acids. The record is from RefSeq and is a predicted model, not a curated record. The transcript has a single exon.
GAAACUAAGUGGAGUGGGAAAGAAUCAGAAUGGUCAGUCGAGCAAGGGCCCUCUCCAUCACAAGUAAACACAACGAAGGCACUACGGUGCACUAUGGAUAGCAACAACAUCGCCUCCAGCAAUCCAUCCCCAUCUCAACCCUGCCACACAGCCCAAAAACCGCAAGGAAAAAAGCGGCACGAGCCGUCAGAGAAUAACAGACCCUAAACCUAUCAGAAGAGGUCUCCCACUUACUAUCUGCUAGUCCAGUGCACUAAAGUGAAACCGCAUGGAGACGAAGACCCUCAUCAGCCAUGCAGAGUGGCUCAAUUGAAGGGAAAAAACUGGGGAAUCGCAUGAGCUCAUGACGUGCCGGUUUAAACGACCUGUCUCAGUUGUUGCUCCGAGACACGGCAAGGGAAGAAACAAAGUAGAAUGGGAAAAGAUUGAUGAUGGGCCCCGUUGGCGACCGUUUAAUUUUAGAACGACGAUCAUCCCCAAUCAAUGUCAGAAGUUUAGGGGAAAACAGGGUCCGUCCAGUAAACUAGCAGCUUGCUAUGGACAAAGUAGUCAGGGUCCCGUAACCCGAAGGUCCGAUGCCCCAAUUCUGAUUUACUCUCUCGCUCCUUUUUGGUCAGUCGGACAAGCCCGAUCUUACUUACUUCAAACCCUGCAUCAUCCCCUUGCGAAGGUUUUCUGCCGAAGAUUGAGCUUCGAAGCGGCCUUUUUCCGACGCCCGCCACUCCUCCCAUGGAAGCACCUGGUCGAUCGACGUCAUCGUCGACGUUGCGCACCGCCACAGUCAAUACGAGCUGGAAGAGGCGACCUGUCUCGGUUGAACGAUGGUUCGUCCGGUCGAGUUCUAGUCGAGUCUCUGCGCUUGUCCGGACAGAACUUUAACCUAGUCGGAGUUGAUGGAAUUGCGAACAGAGCACAAAAGCUAUGGAUUACUGCUAUCAGGCUAUCAUUCAUACAUUCUCCUAGGGUAAUGCAAUACAGUACAGUCCCCAUAAGAUGAGAUCAUUUUCGCCUCUAACCGUUGUGCGCGGGACCGUAGAACCAGGCGCGAAACCAUCACUUCAUAUAAAGCAAGUCACACGAAUCGAAAGCAAGGCAGCAUUAAUCGAAUAUCACGUAGCAAGAAGAAAGAAAAUUCAGGAGAACCCGAAGAACCCUGUGACACCGGCCCAG